Strongylus vulgaris is the source of this 468-nucleotide messenger RNA. The record is from the annotation of a GenBank genome assembly. NCBI's taxonomy places the organism in Eukaryota, Metazoa, Nematoda, Chromadorea, Rhabditida, Strongylidae.
GCCUAUCUAGUCGGUGAGAUGUUCCCAGCUCCAUGUUCGUCAUAUUCGAAUAGUCAAAGGUCCGAGAUUAAUCGACGGGUCCGGAAAGCGCAAAGAGAUGCUAUGGUCGAUUUGGUCCACUCCACCAUAGAUGUGUUUUUAUCACAGCCCUGCAAAGAGCCACAAGUGCUUACGAUUCGUAUACCAGAUAUUAAUGUUACAGCUGCUGAGCUGACUCCCGAUGAGGCAUCGCUAAUGGUCAACAAUCCUUAUUACGACAAGAUGUUGGAAUCAGCUGAAAACAAAAAACGAGUUCACGCAGCCUGUGCUGCGGCAAGACAAUUCUUGGUGGAGCAUGCUGUCGAUAAAAAUCCAUUUCCGCCCGAGCUACAUAAACCUCGACGAGUACCUCCUCGCAGUCCUAAGCCAGAUAGAGUGGAUUUACCCACUGGAUUUGGAUGGCUGCGACGGGAAGGCGAGCCUCAUUGA